Messenger RNA from Girardinichthys multiradiatus, 7765 nucleotides. Its product is annotated as multiple PDZ domain protein. Gene Ontology annotation, molecular function: protein binding. The record is from RefSeq and is a predicted model, not a curated record. Bases 312 to 6035 code for a protein of 1907 amino acids. The transcript is spliced from 44 exons. NCBI's taxonomy places the organism in Eukaryota, Metazoa, Chordata, Actinopteri, Cyprinodontiformes, Goodeidae.
ACUGCAUGAUGCGCUCUCAAGACGCUCCAACUCGACGCAACGCCGGGAAAUAAAGUGCUCGUCUCUCUUUAUUGGCAGCUGUGCUGCGUCUCCGAUCGCUGUUAUAACUCGACCCAUCAGCAAAAAGUGGUUGUAUUUUCUGUAAAAGUUCAUCUCUGACAGACCGACUGGUGAAGCUGGAGGAAAUUCUCCCAGGGACCUGUUGAUCGUCUGCCGGCCCUGCAAUGGAGGAGCCAAGCGGACGAGUAUUACAUUAACCUGAGACAGCAAAUGAAAAUUUGAUUUGGACUCAAGAACUCUCUCAGGCGAUAAUGGAGAUUAUGGAUGCUCAGUGUGCCUUGGAAGCUGUGGAAAGACUGCAAGCCAAACUGAAGGAGCGAGGGGAGGCUCCCACUCAGGAGAAACUAUCCGUGCUGAAGACUGUCCUGCAGAACCCUCUUUUCCUGCACAUACUCAGCUUGCAGCAAGCUCAGCCAAAGCCUCCGGUGAAGGGGAAAGGAGUUUCCAAGUCGGUAUCCCUGAACUGUGGCCCAUGCCCAGACUUACCUGUUGGCCUGAAGGGACUCUGCCAUAGUGACUCAUACACCUGGGCUGUGGAGAAUCGAAGAUCAUUUCAUAAGGAUGGCAGCAACUCCUCCCUUGGCUCACAGGAGCUGUCCUUUUCAGAUAUCUACCCAUACAACUCUUCUCACAUGGAAUCACAGUACUGCACUCCUCCUCGUAUCUCCCGCACCAUGUCGAUGGGUAGAAACCUUUCUGCUAUUGCACAUGAGAGGCGUCACAUUGAGAUAAUAGAGUUGAUCAACGAUGGGAGAGGACUUGGUUUUGGCAUUGUAGGCGGACGCAGCACAGGAGUCAUGGUCAAGACCAUCCUUCCUGGAGGUGCAGCAGGAAGGGACAGUCGCCUGUGUAGCGGAGAUCAGAUUCUACAUAUUGGAGAUACAGACUUAGCGGGCAUGAGCAGUGAACAAGUCGCACAGGUGCUGCGAAAUGCUGGCAGUAGGGUGAAACUCCUUAUUGCCAGGGAUGUUACCAAACCCAAUUACCUCUCCUCCCCUGCUCUGAACCAGGACAGUUUGGACGAUAAGGACUUGAAAAAUGACCAUGAGUUCAGUGUCCAGUUCAUUAAAAAUAGCCGGGGCCUGGGAUUUUCCAUCUCAAGCUAUGUAGGAGACCUGAACUCAGUCUACAGUGCCGGUGUGAUGGUGAAGAGCAUUGUAAAAGGCAGUGCUGCAGAUCAAGACGGACAUAUGCACGUUGGAGAUAUCAUCCUUUCUGUGGAUGGUGUGAGCCUUCAGGGCUGCAGUGAACAGCGUGCCAUGGAGGUGCUCAGGAGGACCGGUUCCCUGGUCAGACUGAGGUUGCUGAGAAAGGCUGUCUACCCUGGUCACAUCAUUCCCCCAGUUCCUCGCCUGCAGCCUCUCCGACACACCCACAGCUUCCAUGAAGGCAACCUUUACAGAUCAGGCCUCAACAAGAUUCAAGAGACAGGAAUCAGCUCUCUGCGUGAAAUCUCCCGGCGAGCGGCAUAUGCCAGCAGACGACCCCAACAUGAUCCCAGAGAUGGUGUGAAACUGACUUCAGAAGAAGAAGAAAACCUGAGGGAGAGGUGGCAGCAUGCGGUUGGACACCGAUAUGAAGUGAUUGUCUGUCAGCUGGAGAGGUUCAGUGAGACAAGUGGUCUAGGCAUCAGUCUGGAAGCUCGGGCAGGACAUCACUAUCUGUGCUCCAUCUUACCAGAGGGACCCAUUGGCCAAAGCAGCAAAAUCUUUACUGGAGAUGAGAUACUGGAAGUAAAUGGAAUCCCCCUUAUUGGACAGACACAUAAGGAGGUGGUCAGUGUUCUGAAAGAACUGCCAGUGCAAGUAUACCUCGUGUGCUGCCGCAUUGUCCCCCCUUCAGUUCAUGACAGUGAUGAAGAAGCAAAUGAUGAUGCCUGUCUCAGUCUCAAAGAGCUGCUGGCUGAGUUCAAUGACAAGCUGGAUCACGGCUGUGUCAUUCCCUGUCCUACAGCUGAGGACAUUACAAAGCGUGGCGUGCCCCCCAUGUCACCUCCUCUGGCCAUGUGGGAAAAAGAGGCUCAGGUUGUUGAGCUGGAAAAAGGAGAGUUGGGACUUGGCUUCAGCAUCCUGGACUACCAGGAUCCAGAGGAUGCCUCCAAAACAGUUCUAAUAAUCCGGUCCUUGGUUCCUGGAGGUGUAGCAGAUCAAGAUGGCCGCCUGCUACCUGGUGACCGACUAAUGUUUGUUAAUGAAACUGACCUAGAGGGCUCCAGCCUGGAUUAUGCUGUGCAUGUGCUCAAGUCUACAGAAUAUGGGCCUGUUCGCAUUGGUGUUGCUAAACCACUGCCGCUGGAACUGUGUGGUGGCUUGACGCCCAUAGCAGAGCGAAGUGCGCGGCCUUCAACCGAUGACACUGACAGCCACACUCAAGUCAGCCUGCUAGCUGAGGCAGCUGAGGCCAAUUUCAACAACACAACUUGGAACUCCGACGAUACCAUCUUCAGCCAGCAGUGUUACACGGAGAACCAGCUGCGUUAUCGCUGCAGCGCUAUGGAAGAUGACAGUAGGCAGCAAGCCCCACCUCUGCCCCCUCGCACAAGCUUUGAGAGGACAAUCACUGUUGUCAGGGGAAACCAUAGCCUUGGGAUGUCGGUGAGUGCUAUCAAGGACGGCACAGGCAUUCUGGUCCGGAGCGUGGUCCAAGGGGGCUCUGUUUGCCUCGAUGGCAGACUGGGGGUGGGGGAUAUCAUCUUGGCCAUAAACGGAGAACCUGCCUCAAAUCUGACCAGCGCCCAAGCCAGGGCUAUGCUUCGCAGACACUCUGUCAUAGGUCCAGAGAUGAGGAUAACCUAUGUUCCAGAUCAUCAGGUGGAUGAGCACCGAACUUGUCUGUGUUUGCCCCCUCUGGCGUCCAUCUCAACAGACAGUCCAUCUUCUUCGCCCACCCUGCCUGCUCCGUAUCCAGAGCCUGCAUCAGGACCAGCCAGAAACUCCAGUCCCCAGGCUUCAUCAACGCUCAGAUUGUCUGCCUCCGUCAAAUACAAAACAACAGCUCCAGAUCCGCCCACGGUCAGGGCCACUGUUUCGUUUAAAGCAUUUAAAGGCCCAGCCUCAGACACAAGUUGGCAGCUUCCAAAAUAUCUCCAAAUACCUCCAAAUAGCAAAGAGAAGGAAAAAGAUGGAGACACUGUAAGGAAGAGCAGAGACAAAACUAAUGAAGAUGUGAGAGUGAAAAAUCCUGAAGUCAAAAUAAAGGUUGAUGGUAAAGAAGAGAACAAUGAAGAGCUUUGUUCACAUGUAGCCUGGUCUUGGGAUCAGCCUAAAAGUGUGCAGCUGACUCGAGCACCGAGCCAGUCCCUUGGUAUCAGUAUUAUGGGAGGCAGAGGCAUGGGCCGCAGACUGAGCAGUGGAGAGAUGAUGAGGGGUGUCUUCAUCAAGCACAUCAGCCCUGACAGCCCUGCAGCGCUUAAUGGCACCCUUAGGGUUGGAGACAGGAUAUUGGAGGUGAGUGGUGUGGACCUGAGAGAUGCCAGCCAUGAGCAGGCAGUGGAAGCCAUCCGCAGGGCAGGAGACACUGUGGUCCUUUUGAUUCAGUCUGGACUAAACAGAGCUCAGUCUCCCAAUCCCAUCAAUCACGAAAGACUAUCAACGACAUCGCUGUCCAACUCUCAUAACAACAAGGAGGCAGAGACUCUCAGCAGUCUGUUCCUUAGUCUCUCCCCUGCAAAUCCCUUCACUCCCACCCCCUUUAAGGCCUCGUCACCAACAUCCGAUAGAAUGGAUCGGAGAAGCCCCGUAAAUGUCACAACAGCGGCCAGUGCAGCAGUUGAAGACGGAGACGACACCAGCAGGAAGAAGAUGCUUCAGCGCUAUGGCAGCCUGUCAGGAAAGCUCCACAUGAUUGAGCUGGAGAAGGACCCUGCAGCUCACGGUUUGGGAAUUAGACUCGCAGGCAACGAGGAAGGCUCCAGAGCGCGGAUGUGUGUCUAUGUGGAAGGAAUAGACCCGGGUGGGCCUGCUGCUUUGGAUGGGAGAAUACAGGUUGGGGAUGAGCUGCUGGAGAUAAAUGGUCAGAUCUUGUAUGGUCGAAGUCACCAAAAUGCCUCCACCAUCAUCAACAAUGCCCCCUCUAAAGUGAAGAUCAUUCUCAUCCGAAAUAAAGCAGGUCAAAUGCUGAGGAGAAUCAAGAGAGAGUGUGAGGACACAGUGGACUCUAAGACGGAUGCUGCAGAGGGCGAAUCACAUGGCAUCGAACAUAUCAUCCUACCCCAGGACUAUGCAGGUCUGGGCCUUUGCCUUGGUGAGGACCAUUCCAAAAGAGGGGUGGUUAUCAGGUCCCUGAUCCAGCACGGCACUGCCAGUAAGGACGGCAGGAUAAAAGUUGGAGACAGAGUCGUAGCAGUGGGUGAUGAACCUGUAGCUGGACUGUCAGUGGAGAAGGUGUCCAGUUUGAUUCUCAAACACCAGGUCACUGUCAAGCUCUCCAUCAGCAGUUCCAAGGCUCUCCCUUUCUCACUUCCCCAUCUCCCUUACCCUCCUGCUGCUUCAUCUGAACCCCCUCAGGACUCUCCAUCUUCUUCUACAUCUCUCGGUACAGUGCAGACCCCUCCAGCAGAGAGCUCUUAUUGGCCAGAUUCAACUCCUUCAACUUCGGACCCCUGGAGCUGUCCAGUUGUAGCUGGGAGGGAAACUACCAUAGAAAUUUGUAAAGGAAAUUUAGGCCUGGGCCUCAGCAUUGUGGGAGGAUGUGACACCCUCCUGGGGGCAGUAAUAAUCCAUGAAGUGAAUGAUGGCGGAGCAGCACAGAGAGAUGGAAGACUGCAGGGUGGAGACCAAAUAUUAGAGGUGAAUGACAUAGACCUGCGGCAGGCCACACAUGACGAGGCAAUUGCAGUGCUGCGGCUCACCACCCAGCGAGUUCGGCUGUGUGUCUUCAGGCACCAGGAGGCCUACCGGGAGGAGGACCUGUGGGAUGUCUUCAGUCUGGAGCUCACGCCUUGUCCCAUUGAAGGCCUAGGGUUCACCACCGUGGGGAAGAGCGAUGACACGGGCAUCUUUGUGUCAGAAAUCAUCAGAGGUGGCACUGCAGAAUCAGAUGGCAGCUUGCUGCAAGGUGACCAGAUUCUGUCAAUCAACGGGGAGGAUGUCCGUGCAGCAUCGCAGGAGCAUGCACAGAGGCGUUUACAGGAGUGCACUGGAGCUGUCCUUCUAGAAGUAGCUCGUUUUAAAGCUGGGUUGCAGUACUCCCAGAGGAGUAAGGAAUAUUUUCAGUUGUGUUUUAUCCAGAGCGAAGUCUCUGACAGCUCCACUCUGACAAGCAAAAGUGGAUGUGGUGCAUCUUCUUGCCAACAGAGGGAGAUGGAUAACAGAACAGGGAGCAGCCAACCUGAGCUCAGAAAAGUAACAAUACAAAAGGGUCCACGUGACACGCUGGGUGUCAGUUUAGCUGGAGGAGUGGGUAGUCCCCAUGGCAACGUACCUCUUUUUAUUGCUUCUAUGGAUACCAAUGGACUGGCUGCCAAAUCAAACAAAUUAGAGACAGGUGACAGGAUCCGUAGCAUCAACGAUGUGUCCACAGAGGGAAUUACUCAUGACAGUGCUGAAGCCCUGCUGAAGAACGCAACCGGAACCAUCAGUUUGCAGGUAAUAACCGGUUUUGAUGGGUGUAGCUCACAGGUUCCCAGUGAGGUUCAUGUCAGCUCAUCAGAUCUAGCCAGCAGCUGCUCUCAUAAUAACUUCUGUCUGCUCUUUGAUCCCUAUAGUCCACGUGUUUAUAAGACUGUCACUCUGGAGAGAGGCUUGUUGGGCCUGGGCUUCAGCAUUGUGGGAGGCUUUGGCAGCCCUCACGGAGACCUUCCAAUCUACGUCAAAAGUAUUUUCAGCAAGGGGGCAGCUGUUGAGGACGGCAGGCUGAAAAGUGGCGAUCAAAUCAUCGCUGUGAAUGGACACUGCCUGGAAGGCGUGACUCACGCAAAAGCUGUGGAAAUCCUGAAAAAAGCAAAAGGAACUGUAAUCCUUACUGUACUCUCAUGAGUUAAUAUUCACUGUGUCCUUGUUGAGGUAUAUUUAUAUUACAUGAGCAAUAUAACUCUGCAAGGGUGUAGCUUUCUCUUGUGGAACUGCUUGACUGAAAGCUGAGAAUCUAAACAUUGAUGGUAAAGGGAAUUUCCAGAAGUCCAAAUGUAUCUCCAAUGCCUUGGAAAACUAUUUAUACCCCAUAAACAUUUUCACAAUUUUUUAGGCAUAGCCCAAAACAAUGUAACAUAAGUAUUAAGUGGAAUCAAAAGAAAUACAUGUCUUUCUUUUUUUUUGUUUUUGAAAUAAUAGAAAACGUCAGGCAAGAUUUGUAUUCAUCUUUCCUGUUCCAACUGAAGAAAAUCACCCCACAGCAUGAUGUGACGAUAAUGUUUACCAUUUUUCUUCUGCUUAACAAUUUUGGCUACUUUGUGUUGACCUGUCACUUAAUUCCGAUACAAUACAUUAAAGGUUUUGGUUGUAAGGUGACAAAAUGUGAGAAGGUUAUAGGGCUAUCAAUACCAAGUGGUUUGGAGAAGCUAUCUAACCACAAAACCCAGCUCAGAUUUUGUAAACAUCAUGUGGAUAUACAUUAAUCACCACAACACAGUCAAAAACAUUUGGAUUUGUUUUAAGUUGCAAUCUCUCUAAUGUGCGGUACUCAUCAUGAUGACCUAAUAAUGAAUAAAUUACAACCUAUGUAUUUUAAUAAUAUGAGAUUCUGACAUAUUAAAGCAAUAGAAAACAAAUAGCAUCUGUCAGGAAACAAACAAAACACACAUGCAGUAUUCACACAGUCAGCUGACUUUGGUUCAGUCAAAGGGAACAUCCCAACAUCCACAACAUGCCAAGUGCUUCUGCCAAUGUUUUUUUCAAGGCAAUAAGGUUUUAGGAGACUGACUUUGAAGGACUGAUGUACUUUUUUUCUCUGCAUUUCUGUACAAUAUUCAUUUGAAAUGUGUCAUGAUUUCUUAUAGAUUCAAUGUCUUACAUGACCUAUUGAUAUUUAGGAUAACCAUGUUAACUGUCAGAGAAUACAAAACACACAUCUUUGUAUACUUCUCUCUGCUUUUUAGGACUUGAGAAAAGUGUUGUUAUACUGUUAAGCCCAGACUUUAUUUAGAAUUUGUUUUGUAUUAUUUUAUUCACACUUUAUUUAAUGUGAAACCUGACUUCUUUAUGUAUUUUAAGUUGUGUCUUUAAGGCCACAGCACUUAUGUAGCUUUGUGUAACUGAAUCAACUGUUUUAAAAGUUAAUUUGUUAGUGUUUUUUUUAAAAGACUAAGAUUGUGGUGUGCCCCAGCCAUGGCAUGAACCAAUGACUGAACUGUACAUGGAGAACAACAGACUGGUAAAAACUUUGGAUCCCAGAAUGCACAGCAUUAACCAAUUUUCAAGAAGAACUCCUAGGGAAGAGGAGUCAGAGCUGAAAUCCCCUUGACAUCAUAGAUCUACAAAACUCUGGCCCUGUUUACACGACAACAUUUUCUGGUGAAAACAGAGAAGUUUAGUUGUGUUUCUACUGUUCAUCUACACAACAUUGCCAGACAUUUUCUCUGAAAAUGGCACAAUUUGAGAACGGGUUCCAGAGUGUAAUGGUUUGAAAACAUCUCUUUCUCCCGUCUCAGGGCUGUAAUGCUCUUUACCUUCUGCUCUUCAUGGGGCCCAUCUGACACCCUCCUAUUCAUCAGAAUGGUCCUCUUAGGCAGUUGUGUCUGGGCAAAAAAAAUAAAUUCAGGAUAAAACUA